This is a messenger RNA of Argentina anserina (silverweed cinquefoil), 714 nucleotides long. RefSeq lists its product as uncharacterized. Bases 1 to 714 code for a protein of 237 amino acids. Lineage: Eukaryota; Viridiplantae; Streptophyta; Magnoliopsida; Rosales; Rosaceae. The transcript is spliced from 3 exons. The record is from RefSeq and is a predicted model, not a curated record.
AUGGAUCGGGCGUUUCAAGGAGAGGUGGAGGAGCUCGAAGAUGGUGUUGGUGGUGAAGGAGAAGGCGGUGGGGAUGAGAGGAGGUGUAGCUCCUCUAUGCCACACUGUGGUGAAAAGACUGAUCUAGAUGGCUACAAAACAUGGACUAAGGUCAACGACUUGGUGCAGCAGUGGAUCACCAACUCUGUCAGUCAAGACAUUGCUGAGAGUCUCACCUAUUACUCUUCGGCUCAAGAGGUAUGGGAGGACUUACAUGAACAAUUUUCACAAGGUAAUGCCUCUCAAAUAUUUGAGAUUCAGCGAGAUAUAGCUUGUCAUAAGCAAGGGCAACAAUUAAUCUCAGCUUAUUAUACAAAACUGAAAGGUUUUUGGGACGAAUUAACUUCCUAUUCUGAGGUUCCACACAACUCCCAAGGAGAUCAACAGAGACUAAUGCAAUUUCUGAUGGGUUUGAACGAUACUUACAGUGCUAUUUGCAGUCAGAUUCUUUUGAUGAACCCUUUGGCCUACAGUCCGACAAGCUUACGCUGUAGUACCACACAUCCAGCCGAGUCCAGCGGUAGUGCGGUGAUGGCGGUCCGAAACUCUGGCAGAUUCAUAAAUCAAGAACAAGAUUCAGUUCUCAAGAAUGACGAUAAGGAUCAGGGAGAGGCCGCCCUCAAUGCGUCUACUGUGGAGACCCUGGACAUUGGGUUCAGACUUGUUUUGAACUGA